AUGCCCUCGUCAGGUUCGGGUCUCAAUCUUCCCUCUCUCGCUCCCCAAGUCAACAUGGUAGGGCUUAGGCUCGGCACGGACGGUCGGCUGUACCCCCGGCCAGGUCCGGCAGUGAACGCACCUCUCCCGGUCCUCCAAUCCACCGCAGGCUCGGCGGUGGUGGGCCGGAUGCUGGCACAUUCAUUUGACGCAGCAGGCUCAGGAGUAGGCUCGGGAGGUACGGCGGCAGGUUCGGGGAACACAGCAGCCUCGGGAGGGUCAGCUUCGUACUUGAGAGUGUAUGAGGAGGAAGGGGAGAGGGAUGGUGGGGGGGGAGCAGCAGCAGGAGGGGUAGGAGGGAGCAAAGGACAGGGGGGUGUGGGGAGCAAGGGCACAGGGGCGGCAGCAACUGGGGCAGGCGGUACUGUAGCAGGUACAGGAGGAGGGGCGGGAGGAGGAGGAGAAGCAGGAGAGAGUGGUGUUACAAUAAUGAUACCUCCUUUGGUGAAUGGGAUUGUUCCUAUAGCAGAAGGUGCUUCUGAGAGCGAAGCUUCAUCAGGGGAGGACAGAAGUAGGGGCAAUGAGGGCCAGCAGCAGUCAGGUGAAAAUCCAGCUUCGGCGCCGGACCUCUCCUUCCUCCGGGGCGCUGCCGAAGCUGCCAGCGGCUCGCCCGGGAGAGUGCUAGGGAUGCCUCCAGGGGAUGUGACUGUAAGGGGCGGAAGGCCUGGGUGGCUGGGACAACCCCAAGGCAGGAUACCCCCGGGAAUGGGUCCAAACGGCGGGCUUAUAUGGGGGGGAUUAGAUGUUACAGACAGCGCGACUUACCUGCAGAGUAUGAUUGCUGUAUACACCCUUGCAAGGGACCCUGCCCCGUCUGUAUCUAAGAUCAGCCGACAGACUCUUGCCCAGAUUGGCUCCUCUGUAGCUGCAGCAGCUACUAGUCUCAACGCGGCAGCGGCAGCGGCAGCAGCGGCGGCAGGAGCAGGAGGAGGGGUGGGGGGAGCGGGGCCGGGAGGAGGAGGGAUGGGCGGAACUGGGAUGGGGUAUGACGCGUUUAUGAUGCCGAUGAUGGUGCCUGGGAUGGGUGGGGUUGGGGGGGGGAUGGUAGCAGGGGGGCUUGCUCCGUCUGCUAGCUUCAGCAACCUGACUCGGAGCAGCAGCAGAGAUACCGGGACGGUGAUAAUCACUGGUGCUGGUGCGGCUGCGGCUGGUGGUGGAGCCAUUGGCACUCCGAAUCUCUCUCUCGCUGCUGCUGCAGCAGUGGGGGCCGCGGGGCCUGUGGGUUUGCCAGGCCUGGGGGGGGUGGGCGGGGGGAUGGGGCAUCACGGGCUGAUGAGUCCUGCCAUGAGUCCACGUGUCCCCUCCCCAUUGGCUGUUGGGUUGGCUCCUGCAAUUACCCGGUCAACUUCAUGGGUUGCGCCUGUCAACGCUCCACACCCAAUCGGCAGCUGGCGCCAGCUGGCAGCACCACAGCUCGCCAUGUCACCCUCUGCCGCCGCAGCUUCGGGAUUCCUCCAAGCCCGGGACCCGUUCGGCCUGGUGGCUCGGGACAGCCUCGGGCUGCCGCCGAUGCUGGCACCAGGUUCGGGAAUGCAGGCUCGGGACAGUGGGAUGCGGAGGGUAAUGACUGCAGUGGAUUUCUCGUCGUCCCAGCAGCAGCAGCAACAGCAGCAGCAGCAGAGGCAGAUGGGGGUGAUGGGGAAUGGGGAGAUCCUUGCAGGAGUGCAUGUGCUGUCAUCUGUCACAGGAGGAGGAGGGUACCCGCCCUUGAGACCAAAUCACGCAGCUGUCUCGUCAGACGCCAUUGCGCACCCAUCCAACCCACCUGCACUUACAACCCCUGCUAGUCGCCCUCAAAACCCUAACUCCGCUUCCUCUCAACCUUCUACUGCGAGUGCUGCCCCUGCUGCUGCCCCUGCUGCUGCGCCUGCUGCCACCUCUGCCACUGCCCCCUCUGGUGCUGGUACAGCCGCGGGUACAUUGCCUGCUGUGGGAUAUUCAAGCAUCCCGAAUCCUGCUGCUGCUGCUGGCUCCAAUGCGACAAGCUCUACAGGCACAGCCGGUGGGCCCAGUGGGCUAGGGACCCCCCCGGCCCUCUCCGGCCCUCUCUCGGCCUCUCUCUCCGCGUCGCUCCUGGACCCGUUUCUGUCGCUGGAUGCAGCGGCAGCGGCGCAGGCGAAGCCGGUGCCCAAGUCGGGGCUGUAUGCGUGGAGCUGUGGGCACUUGUCGCGGCCGCUGCUGGAGGCGGUGUGUGACGCCGAGGCUGAGACGAGGCGUGCGGCGAGAGAGAAGCGAGCGGUUGAGGGUGUGGCAGAAUGCCGGCGAGCCACGGUGAGCAAGGUGAGCGAUCAGAUCGCCAGCUUUGACACCGAGUCUGACAUGAUGACAGAGGCCGUGCUCCUGCACCCCUUCCUGCCACUCGUGUGCAUUGCGGACGAGAACGAGGUUGUGAGAAUCUGGAACUACGAGGAGGGACUGACAGUGAGCACGUUUGACAACCAGACGGGAGGUGGAGGUGGGGCGGACAGGCACAAGGGAGUGAGCCAGCUGUGUCUGCUCAACGAGCUAGACGACACUCUAUUGCUCGUCGCCUCCAGGGACGGGAGCGUGCGUGUGUGGAGGGACUUUGCGCGGAGAGGCAAGCAACGAAUAGCCACAGCAUGGCAGGCCGUUCAGUGUGGGGAAGGGAGGUGUGGGGGUGAGAGGGCGAACGGGGGCAGUGGUGGAGUGGCAGCAGCUUAUGGGGUACCUGGUAAGAUCUCGUUGUGUGUCUCUAGAUCGGAUGUGUGUGAUUCUGAUGGGGGAGGUGUGGGGAAGGGAGGUGUGGGGGUGAGAGGGCGAACGGGGGCAGUGGUGGAGUGGCAGCAGCUUAUGGGGUACCUGUAUGCUUCGGGCGAAAUCUCCUCCAUCCUCGUGUGGGACCUAGACAGGGAGCUGCUGGCUCACAGUGUGCCCACUGAGUGUGACUCUGCCGUGACGGCUCUGGGAUCAUCUGUUGUCCAGCCAAGCUACGUGGCAGCGGGGUGUGACGACGGCUCUGUUCGGCUAUUUGACAUUCGCUCGCAACCCCGGGCGCAGCUCGUGUGCGGCACGCACCACCACUCGCAUCGGGUUGCGGGAAUUGCAUUCCACCCCGCCAGCACUUCCGCACCUCAAAUUAUCUCUGCUUCAAGUUCUGGCGAGAUUGUAUUUUUAGAUGCCCGAAAUCCGGGGCAGCCAAUUAGAAGAGUGGAGGCGCAUAAGGGGCACCUCACAGCGCUCUCGGUUCACCGGCACCUGCCUGUCAUGGCCACGGGCAGCUCGAAACAAUUAAUCAGAGUGUUCAACAUGUCUGGGGACCUAUUGAGUGUCGUGCGUUACCACAACAGUUUCCUGGGUCAGCGCAUCGGCCCUGUCAGUGCGCUGCACUUCCACCCGUACCGACCCCUCCUGGCCGCGGGUGCCACUGACUCCAUUGUUUCCAUCUAUGCGGGGGAGACACACCGCAGCUAG
Messenger RNA from Closterium sp. NIES-65, 3471 nucleotides. NCBI's taxonomy places the organism in Eukaryota, Viridiplantae, Streptophyta, Zygnematophyceae, Desmidiales, Closteriaceae. The record is from the annotation of a GenBank genome assembly.